AGGGGGAGGUUACUGGCGGCGGCGGCGGCGGCGGCGGCCCGGGCUGGGGCUGUCGGGGAAGCUGCUGAGCUGUGAUGGUGAUGACGAGGUGAAAAUGGCGGAUCUUUCGAAAUACAAUCCCGGCCCCUGACAUACCGGAGGCGGCGGCCGCGGCGGCGUCGCCCCCCAGGCUCCCUGCUCGGCCCCCUGGGCCCCUGCAGCGCUGCAGUUCUGGCACACUGGGGAAGGAAGCUGCCGGCCGGAGCUACAGUGCUCGGGCAAAACAAGCACCGCCCGGGCUUGGGAUUGCCCGGGACCUUCUGGAACCCCCACCUCUGAGCCGGAGGAAGGAGAAAGCGGCAGCCGCUGGAGCACCUGAUCAAUUUUCUAGCAGGAGAACGAUCAUGGAGGUGGUGCCAGCUGAGGUGAAUAGUUUGCUUCCAGAGGAGAUAAUGGACACUGGUAUAACGUUAGUGGAUGACGAUAGUAUUGAGGCUGUCAUUGUUUCAUCCCCAAUUCCCAUGGAGACUGAACUGGAAGAAAUUGUCAACAUUAAUUCUACUGGUGAUUCUACAGCUACACCCAUUUCUACGGAACCAAUCACAGUGUACAGUAACCACACUAACCAAGUUUCGGUGAAUACCACAAUUACUAAAGCAGAUUCUAAUACCACAGUGAAACCAACUUUUCCAAGUGGCCUUCAAAAACUUGGUGCUCAGACUCCUGUGACUAUAUCAGCCAAUCAGAUUAUUUUAAAUAAAGUAUCACAGACUUCUGAUCUUAAACUUGGCAAUCAGACCCUUAAACCAGAUGGACAGAAGUUAAUUUUAACAACUUUGGGCAAGUCUGGUUCACCAAUUGUUUUAGCACUACCCCAUAGCCAACUACCCCAGACUCAGAAAGUUACAACACAGGCCCAGUCAGGAGAUGCUAAGUUACCAUCGCAGCAAAUUAAAGUAGUUACCAUUGGAGGGAGGCAAGAGGUGAAACCUGUCAUUGGUGUCUCAGCAUUGACCCCAGGAAGUCAACUGAUUAAUACUUCAACACAACCCUCUGUGUUACAGACCCAACAGUUAAAAACAGUACAGAUUGCUAAGAAGCCUCGAACACCAACCUCUGGUCCAGUAAUCACGAAGCUGAUCUUUGCAAAACCAAUUAAUAGUAAAGCAGUUACAGGACAGACAACUCAAGUAUCACCACCAGUCAUUGCAGGAAGGGUUCUUUCACAGUCUACUCCUGGGACUCCAUCAAAGACCAUAACAAUAUCUGAAAGCGGUGUUAUUGGAUCAACUUUAAAUUCUACAACACAGACACCAAAUAAGAUAGCCAUCUCACCUUUGAAAUCACCAAAUAAGGCUGUGAAAUCAGCUGUGCAGACCAUCACUGUUGGAGGUGUGAGCACAUCGCAAUUUAAGACCAUUAUUCCUCUGGCAACAGCUCCCAAUGUCCAGCAGAUUCAAGUGCCUGGAAGCAAGUUUCAUUAUGUCCGACUGGUUACUGCCACAACCGCCAGUAGCUCAACCCAACCAGUUAGUCAGAACCCCAGUACAAACACUCAGCCUCUUCAGCAAGCAAAGCCUGUGGUUGUUAACACCACUCCAGUUCGGAUGUCAGUUCCAAUCGUCUCAGCACAGACUGUCAAACAAGUUGUUCCAAAACCCAUCAACCCCACUUCACAGAUAGUCACUACCAGCCAGCCACAGCAGCGGCUUAUCAUGCCUGCUACACCACUGCCACAGAUCCAACCAAACCUCACUAACCUGCCACCAGGCACUGUGCUGGCACCGGCCCCUGGAACAGGGAACGUGGGAUAUGCGGUGCUCCCUGCGCAGUAUGUUACUCAGCUACAGCAGUCUUCAUAUGUAUCUAUCGCAAGCAACUCUAACUUUACUGGAACACCUGGUAUCCAGACCCAGGCAAGGCUUCCCUUCAAUGGCAUAAUGCCGUCCGAGUCUGCCAGUCGACCCAGAAAGCCCUGUAAUUGUACAAAAUCGCUGUGCUUGAAAUUAUACUGUGAUUGCUUUGCAAAUGGUGAAUUUUGCAACAAUUGUAAUUGUACUAAUUGUUAUAAUAAUUUGGAACAUGAAAAUGAAAGGCAAAAAGCAAUAAAGGCAUGCCUUGACAGAAAUCCGGAAGCUUUUAAGCCUAAGAUAGGAAAAGGAAAGGAGGGAGAAUCAGAUCGACGUCACAGCAAAGGAUGCAAUUGCAAAAGAUCAGGAUGCCUUAAGAACUACUGUGAAUGCUAUGAGGCAAAAAUAAUGUGUUCCUCAAUAUGCAAAUGUAUUGGCUGUAAGAAUUUUGAAGAAAGUCCAGAAAGAAAGACAUUGAUGCACUUGGCAGAUGCUGCUGAAGUAAGGGUGCAGCAGCAAACUGCAGCGAAAACCAAGCUGUCCUCUCAAAUUUCAGACUUGCUUACUAGGCCAGCACCAACUUUGAGUAGCGGAGGAGGAAAAUUGCCAUUUACAUUUGUAACCAAGGAAGUAGCUGAAGCCACAUGUAAUUGCCUUCUUGCCCAGGCAGAACAAGCAGAUAAAAAAGGAAAAUCAAAAGCAGCAGCUGAACGGAUGAUUCUGGAGGAAUUUGGAAGAUGUUUGAUGAGUGUCAUCAACUCUGCAGGAAAAGCAAAAAGUGACCCUUGUGCAAUGAAUUGCUAACUCUGGCAAAUAAGACUGACAUGUGGAGCAAUACAGAAAAUUUUGGUGCAGGAACACUUGAUUUUCUGGAAGAGAACUUAACAAUUAUUGUAUUGUUAAUUCAGUUCUUGUGAGACCUGAAAUAUUAUUGAAAAAAAUUUUAAAUAAGGAAAUUAGUACAUUUAAACUCUUGGUUCAGUCUGCUUAUGGCCCCUUCUAAAUUGAAUUUUUAUGUAUUAUAUAGAUUUUUUUUAUUUAUUGGGUUUCUUUACAAUUAGAUGUCCUAUCCUUCUGAUUCUACUGACAAAGAACCUUUAUAAAUUCCUAUAAUUUAUAUUGUAUGGCGCUGUAUGACUUUGUUCUAGUAGGAAAAUUACCAGAUAGGCAUUGGUGUUACCCACUCAUUCUUUGGUACUACCUAGAAUACAAGCAGAUAGAAAACCUACACAAAUUCUUAUAAAACAUACUCACAUAACCUUUUGUGUUUAAAAAAAAAAACACUAUCUUUUAAAAAAAAGUCAACUUUUUAGGUUGAUGCUGGAAUAUUAUCAGAAGAGAAAUAUCAGAAGGGGAAGUAACCUGUAGGUACGCUUUUAAAAUAAAGACUUUUAAAAAAUAUACUAAAAGUGUUAAAAGAGUAAAUUCUCAAAAAUUGGGUAAUGUUUCCGCACUAACGUGUGAGUAAGAAAUGCUCUGGUAUGUUUUGAUUUUGUUUCAAGGAGAUGGUAUUUGAAAUGAUAAGUCAUCCAAGUGAUUGCUGGGUACUACUAAAAUGAAAGGUGCACAUAGGUUGAUGUGAACAUAGUAAUAACAUUAGAAACAUCAUCAGGUUUAAGAUUUGUCUUAGACUGAGAAAGAAUAUUGAAGCUCUAAGAGAUGAAUUUAGGGAACUUCCUUUUUUUCAUUGAUGUAAAAGCUCUCUUUAGAUUUUUGAACCUAAGAGGUUUUAAACCAAUAUAUGACACUUACUUGAUUUACUGAAAAGGGCCUCCAACAAAACUUUCAAAAAAUAUCAUGGGGUUUCUUUUUAUGAAGGAAGCUUAACAUGGCAUUACUUUUAGUCAGUGGCUUGGUAAGCUGAAGAUACGAGGGGUUUUGUUUUUGUUUUUUGUAAUUACUAAAAUAGCUAAAUCAUUUUCAGUAAUUCAAAAGCUUUAUGAAUUUAAGAUUCUUUUAUGUCAAGAAAAAAACCAUGUUGGAAUUCAGGCAUUUUGUUAGGUACCUUAGUCCUGAGUAAUUAUUAGUAUAUAAUUAUUGCAUUUCCUACAAAGAAUAUAUAGUUAUAUGUAUUAAGUGUGUAUAUAUGUUCAUAUGAACAUUCAAGAUAUAGGCAAUAGAAAUUUAGUAGUUCAAAAGGGGAUUCCGUUAUUAAAGUAUCUUCCUUUUGAAAUUUGGAUUUAUAAAAUGAUGUGCAGUAACUUUAAUUGUAGAUAGUGCAAACAUUCUUAGCACCUCACUAUAGUAUGUUUAAAAUUUGUAUAAAUGUAAAUUAGUGUAAGGAUAAAUAAUAUCUAAUCAAGUUAUUUUUCAAAGGAUUACAAUACAUUUUUGGUCUAUACCUAAACUUUGUUCAUUUUGUACAUACUCUGUGUUUAAUUCUAAUUGCACCUUGUGAUGUGUAUUUAUAUAUACAGUGUGCAGAAAAUGUUUGUGAAAUUUGGAAUACAAUUGUAGAUUAUGUAUGAUGGCAUUGCUUGAGAAUGUUUUGCUUGUAAAAAUUGAAGGUGCAAUCAAAUGCUACUAGUUUUUCUGAUUUUUAAGAAACUAAACUAUUAAGCCUUU
This is a messenger RNA of Erinaceus europaeus (western European hedgehog), 4394 nucleotides long. It is a transcript of the gene LIN54, whose product is annotated as lin-54 DREAM MuvB core complex component. The record is from RefSeq and is a predicted model, not a curated record. Gene Ontology annotation, biological process: regulation of DNA-templated transcription. The transcript has 13 exons. Gene Ontology annotation, cellular component: nucleus. NCBI's taxonomy places the organism in Eukaryota, Metazoa, Chordata, Mammalia, Eulipotyphla, Erinaceidae. Bases 384 to 2633 code for a protein of 749 amino acids.